This is a messenger RNA of Poecile atricapillus (Black-capped chickadee), 1524 nucleotides long. Its product is annotated as alpha-1-antiproteinase 2-like. Gene Ontology annotation, biological process: negative regulation of endopeptidase activity. The record is from RefSeq and is a predicted model, not a curated record. The coding region runs from base 214 to 1470 and encodes 418 amino acids. The transcript is spliced from 6 exons. Gene Ontology annotation, molecular function: serine-type endopeptidase inhibitor activity. NCBI's taxonomy places the organism in Eukaryota, Metazoa, Chordata, Aves, Passeriformes, Paridae.
AUGCUGUUCAACUGUAUAAAUAAGAGAAGGAGCUGCAGGGCAGUCCUGGUGAAGACAGCAGGAGCCUUGGAAGCUGCUUGAUGCUUCAUCCCUGAGUGUGUGCAGUAACUCAAGUUCAACAGCAAAUACUCAUGGUGGCCUGUUAGAGGAGUGAGAGCUCAUGUUCACCUAUUUCCAGGUAAAAGGAGGCUUUGAGGAUUUUAAAACGAGAACAUGAAGGCCACGUUCUACCUAAGUUUGUUACUGGCUGGGUUUCACACUGCUGCCCACAGUCAGCUCCCACCCAGCGACCACAACGAUCCAGACGACCCUAAACACCACAUACAUCACGGAGGUGAAGCGAUCGCUUGCCUCAAACUUGUGCCAAACAAUGCUGACUUUGCAUUCCAGUUUUUUAGGGAGGUUACACAGGAGGCACCUAGUAAGAACAUUUUCUUCUCUCCUGUGAGCAUCUCCGCUGCCUUUGCAAUGCUGGCCCUUGGGGCUAGAUCAUCCACACGGUCUCAGAUCCUGGAAGGACUCGCCUUCAACCUCACAGAGAUUCAGGAGAAAGAGAUACACGACGGCUUCCACAACCUAAUCCACAUGCUGAACCAUCCUGAGGGUGGAGUCCAGCUCAACAUGGGGAAUGCCAUCUUUAUAACAGAGAAGCUGAAACUCCUAAAAAAGUUCUUAGAUGAUGCCAAAGCUCUGUAUCAGCUGGAGGCUUUUACAACUGACUUUAACAAACCCACAGAAGCUGAAAAGCAGAUCAAUGAUUAUAUAGAGAGGAAAACACAGGGGAAAAUUACUAAUUUAGUCAAGGACAUGGACCCACAAACUGUAAUGCUUCUGGCUAGUUUUGUUUUCUUUAAAGGCAGCUGGGAAAAGCCUUUUAAACCAGAGCAUACUGAAGAAAGGGAGUUCUUUGUGGAUGCUGAAAUGACUGUGAAAGUCCCUAUGAUGCACCAGAUGGGCAGCUUUGACUUCUAUUUUGAUGAGGAGCUGUCAUGCACUGUGGUACGGCUGCACUAUAAUGGGAGUGCUACUGCAUUUCUGGUUCUGCCAGCAAAAGGGAAAAUGAAGCAGUUAGAGCAAACUCUGGACAAGGAAACCAUCCAGAAAUGGUCAGACCAUCUCUUCCAGAGGUUUAUGAACCUCUACUUUCCCAGAUUUUCUAUUUCUGGGAGCUAUGAAAUAAGUAACACCCUUAGCAAGAUGGGAAUUGUGGAUGUGUUCACCAAUGAGGCAGAUCUCUCUGGCAUCACUGGCACUCCAGAGCUGAAGGUUUCCAAAGUUGUCCACAAGGCUUCUCUGGAUGUUGAUGAGAAAGGUACUGAGGCAGCAGCAGCAACUGCUGUUGAAAUAAUGCCAAUGUCUCUUCCUCCAACCAUUGAAUUCAGCCAUCCCUUCCUCAUGCUGAUUUUUGAUAGAGAUACAAACAGUACACUCUUCAUAGGAAAAAUAGUUAACCCGACUAUAACUAGCUGAAGUGACAUAUGAAUUUUGUUUGCUACUUCUAAUUAAAGAUGUGAAAAUUCUUGA